Molecule: messenger RNA, 522 nt
Organism: Enterobius vermicularis (human pinworm)
Lineage: Eukaryota; Metazoa; Nematoda; Chromadorea; Rhabditida; Oxyuridae
Source: the annotation of a GenBank genome assembly
AUGUCGCUAUAUCCGUUUGAUACGCGGAGCCACUUUUUUGUGUCACCAAUGGAGCGUAUGAUGACUAGAAUAUUUGAUGAUGCCCUUCGGGAUUUCCAGCGAUCUCCCCAUAAUUUGAAUCCUUACUGGCUGCAGCAGCCAAUGCUCAACGAAGUUAAUAUUGGAAAUGCUGUAGGUUCGGCGAUAAAUGACAGUGAAAAGUUUGCUGUUGAAGUGGACGUUACUCAGUUUCAUCCGCAAGAACUGUCGGUAAAUGUUCUAGACCGUGAGCUGGUUAUUGAAGGACAUCACGAGGAGCGUUCGGACUCAAGUGGGCGUAUUGAACGUCAUUUCGUUCGCAAGUAUACAAUUCCUGAUGAUGCGAAUCCGGAGACACUCACGUCACAUCUCUCGGAUCGUGGUAUAUUGACUGUAACUGCACAGAAGAAAGCCAUUGAGGCAGCCAAGGGGCGAAAAAUACCGAUUCAAGCGGCACCUCGAGGUCAAAAUCAGCAGCCGGAAAAGCCGGAGGAAAAACACUAG